UGAAGUUGGUACACUUCCUCAAUUGAUCCUGAGUUUCCUCCCCAAAUCCCCAAAUCAAAUCGAAAUCAAGGUCCUCACUCAAAACCAGCCGACAGCUCCUCGCGGCGACGGCAUGGACGAGGAGGGCCAGGCGGCGCACCUACCGGAGGACGUGCUCGCGGCCGUCCUCCGCCGCGUGCCGCCGCGCUGGCUCGCAGCCUCCCGCUGCGUGUGCAGGGCCUGGCGGGACGCCGUCGACGGCCGCCGCCUCCUGCGCGCCGACCUGCUCCCGCUCUCGCUCUCCGGCCUCUUCGUCCACUUCGACGAGCACAAGUACCCAGAAUUCCUCGCCCGCCCCUCCUCCUCCUCCUCCUCGGCCGCCGGCUCCCGUGCGGUCAGCGGCGAUCUCAGCUUUCUGCCCUCCGCCAGCCCCCACUGCGGCCAUAUCUGGCAUGAGGGCUGCGUUGAUUUUGAGGACUAUAACAUCAAAGAUCACUGCAACGGGCUCCUUUUGCUUCACAAUAACUGCGUGGUUAACCCUGCAACGCGACGGUGGAAUACACUGCCAACCUGCCCAGCUAAGGAUGGUAUAGGGCCUGUCAUGCACCGCGCGCAUCUAGUCUAUGAUCCGAUGGUAUCACCUCACUAUGAGGUGUUUCAGAUCCCCACUUUGUACCGCUACUACAGUGGCGAUGACGAGAUAUACCUCUCGAUGGAGCAGUCUGAAUGGCCACCGUCCCUAUGCAAGAUGUAUGUUUUCUCAUCUAAGUCGGGUUGUUGGGAGGAGAGAUGUUUCAGCCGAGAAGGGGAUGCUGCAGGGACCGUUAGUCAAAUGCAAGCGGGUUAUUGGCGAUCCAUGGCUGUCUAUUUUCGAGGAGUGCUUUAUGUAUACUGUAUAUCUAAUUUUCUCAUGAGAAUAUCAUUGUCUAACAAUACAUACAGUGUAAUUAAACCACCAGUGGAUCAUACAGUGGAGGACCGUCUGGACAUUAAUAUAGGAAGAUCAAAAAAGGGGCUUUACAUCGUGGCAUCUGAUAUGCGCUGGCCUCGGGAUAAGUAUUUGCUUCGAGUUUGGAUCCUUAAUGAAUCGUGUGGUCAAGUGGAGUGGAUGUUGAAGCACUACAUAGACCUUAAGCACGUGCUAGCAGGUCACCAUUUUUACGGAAGAGAUCAGUGGAUCUUAGAAGAUAUUAACUACAACCUGUUCCGUUCUUCUGGUUCCCAAGAAGACAGCAAGAAAGCAACAACCAAAGAGAAUACUGAAUGGAACUCGGACGAGGAUGAUAAUGCACUUAACUAUGUAGGUAUGAUUGAAGACUAUUACUCGGAUGAAGAUCAUUAUGGUGAUUCACGUAAUGCGGACCUUAGGAUACUUGGGUUUCACCCAUAUAAAGAGAUUCUCUUCUUGAGUGCAUCAGAACGGAUAUGUCUGGCAUACCAUUUAAAUGGCUCCAAGAUUGAAGAUUUAGGAAAUAUAUACCCAAAGGAAUAUAUAUAUUUCAAAGACUUAGCUAAUGAACAUGAGAAAAUCCAAUCUUUUCCAUACACCCCCUGCUGGAUGGAAGAGUUCCCUGGAAACAAUUAGUCUACAAGUUCAUCUUAUGUAUGGGCCUAUGUUAUUUUCCAUUUAUUCGUGAGAUGUAAUAAAAGGCUUGCAAAGGAUGUUGGGACUAUGUUUUUUGUCUAUUUGGCUGAGUUACUUCA
Molecule: messenger RNA, 1683 nt
Organism: Lolium perenne
Lineage: Eukaryota; Viridiplantae; Streptophyta; Magnoliopsida; Poales; Poaceae
Molecular function (GO): protein binding
Source: RefSeq, a predicted model, not a curated record